AAUGCAGUUACGCAUACAUAAUGGAGGUGGUGGACAUCCUAUACAUGGUAUCUAGUCUAUGUGAACGGAUGCGUAGUCUUGGUGGAAGAAAAUUUGAAGAAUCCAACGAGAAUAUCAAUCCAGAUCGACGUGCGCUCAACCCAAAGAUUGUCGACAAUUGCAACCCACGGAUCGCUGCUAAUGUCCAGAAAGAUGUCACGCAAGGUGUCCAGAAAGACGUCCAGAAAGGACAGAAAGCAGAGACCAGGAAAACCAAAAGGAACAGACUGGCCAAGUCUAUAAACGGUAUGAAGAACUACCCAAUACAUGGACAAGAAAUUGCGUUCAAGAAUACAAACCAAAGACACCAAGAAGGAUUCCAGAUAAAAAAGGACGAUGGUAUCGUGGUGCAAAUGAUGGUAUUCAUCAUCUUCAUUAUACUUACUUCAAUUAAACAGAGGCAUGAAGAAAGACCACCAAAAGAAUUAAACAAGAACACCGAGUUAAAUCGAACGUUAGCUGAGAUUGAUCACCCACAUAUCGCUGCUGGUAUCCUGAAAGGUGUCCGGCAAGAAAAAAAAGCAAUGGCAGUGAAGAAAAGUAGAGUUCUUGAAAAUAAGGAAAGCAAGCGGAUGAUAUGGAUCGUUCUCGCUUUACUCCUGUUACUGAUAUGCCCAUGUUAUAAAGUUACCGUGGAGACUGGCUUACCCGAAGAGCUGACAUUGAGAAAUCAAUCCUCUGCCUUGAGCAAAGCUGAAUCAAGCAGUAUUGGAAUAUAUUCUCUUCAGAAUUUGAGUUUCCCACUGGCUGGAAAAGCUGCCUUGAGCAAAGAUGAAUCUAGCAGUAUGGGAAAAUGUUCUCUUCAGAAUGAGAGUUCCGUGGAACAACAAUGUCUCUCAUUGGCUGGAAAAGCUGCCUUGAGCAAAGAUGAAUCUAGCAGUAUGGGAAAAUGUUCUCUUCAGAAUGAGAGUUCCGUGGAACAACAAUGUCUCUCAUUGGCUGGAAAAGCUGCCUUGAGCAAAGAUGAAUCAAGCAGUAUGGGAAUAUUUUCUCUUCAGAAUGAGAGUUCCGCGAUACAACAAUGUCUUCCAUUAGCUGGAAAAGCUCUUGGUGUUAUGCGAACCUGUCCUACGGAGGGAUUUAAAGGCAUGAACACCAGUUGUCAAGAAUUAAAUAAUCUUCCUAUCGUCCAUGCUACUUUACCAAAUCUGAACAAAGAAGCAGGGAAGUCACAUUUUCUCAAACACAGAAUUUCCCAGAGAAGAGGUGAAGAGAGAACAUCGAGCUUCAAAACGGAUAUGAAUUUACGUUCUCUGAAAAGAAUUGCCUUCGACGAAUUCAUCUGGAUGGUUGUUUUUGUCAUGUUGUUGAAAAUCGCCAAAACAGUCGGUGCUAAACAAAGAAAAUAUGGAUGCAUGAUCCGUACAUUUGUUAUAAUCAGUUUAAUAUUCAUUCAGAGAAGAGAAUGUACAAAAGAUGCAUGUGCAGCUUCGAUCAAUUCGGCAUCAAUAGUAAAGGAGUGUCCGAAAAAUAUAGAGAAGUGGCACGAAAGGGAACGCCUAAAAGGAUGUCAACGUAUCCACCAAAACUGUACUACUCCACAAAAGUUUAAGUACCAUUGCCUUCCCAAUGAAUGGGGAAAUGCUACAGUCGAAGUUUGUGCUAAAGUACGGAACAUUGUUUGUCAUUGUGCAGAAUACAACCAUGGUGCAGGAAUUGUGCAAAACAGUCAAAAAAGGCCAUUUCAAUUUCCACAUGAGAAUUGCAGUUAUCAGUCAAAUAAUACAUUCCUGGUUAAAGCCAAGUACUGCUACGAUUUGAAGGUGGAAGAAACUUCAACAUCUCCAAAUUUGAUAACUGCGACUACCGAUACUGGAAAUAUAAAUGAUAAUCAGACCCAUGGAGAAACGCCAAAGUGGAACCCAACAGACGACAAUUCCAACUUGAUUAUAGUCAUUUCUUCCAUUAUUGGAGCUACAUUCAUUAUGUGUGGGAUAAUCUGGAUAUGUGUUUACAAGAAGCCUGUAAGGUAG
This is a messenger RNA of Ostrea edulis (European flat oyster), 2012 nucleotides long. RefSeq lists its product as uncharacterized. NCBI's taxonomy places the organism in Eukaryota, Metazoa, Mollusca, Bivalvia, Ostreida, Ostreidae. The transcript is spliced from 17 exons. The record is from RefSeq and is a predicted model, not a curated record. The coding region runs from base 21 to 2012 and encodes 663 amino acids.